AAGCAAAAAACGCGUCGCCGGAGGAAAGAGUGGUUGGAAAAUGUCCUAGAGAAGAGUGAAAUGAAUUUCGAUGAGGAGGACCCUGAAGAUGGUACGCGUGCUGCCGCCGUCGCAUUCAUCUCGACGGAUGCACCUAGUGCAAAACUCGAUCAGGAUCAUAUGCAACCAGCGGCUGAAAGAGUUGGAGCAGGAAAAGACCUGGACGAGACUCGAGAAGAUGAAGCUGAGGAGGAGGCUGAACCAGAACUGCCUGAGAACCCUAGUCCCAUCUUUAUGACAGGAAAGAAAUUGAUUCCCGUAUUGAGUAAUAGAUUCUGUUCCCGACGAUACACCGGUACCCCGUUGGAAGAAAUGGACGACUUUUACAGGAAUAAAAGGACAGGUAGAGGUACUGAUCUCAUAGAGUAUUUUCAUCCCAAAACUCAGGCGGAUGCUGCAGGUCAGGCUGAGUUCCCUGACAGGAUGCUCUGCGCUCAGCUCACUGAUGUACUCUACAUUUAUAGGCUUAUAUUUACAGUCUUCUACACCUGCGAGGCCUGCGUCAAGGUAAUCGCCUGUGGCCUCAUCAUCGAUGACUUCACAUAUCUACGUGACGCCUGGAAUUGGCUGGAUUUUACAGUUAUAAUGUUGGCGUGA
Dibothriocephalus latus is the source of this 636-nucleotide messenger RNA. NCBI's taxonomy places the organism in Eukaryota, Metazoa, Platyhelminthes, Cestoda, Diphyllobothriidea, Diphyllobothriidae. The record is from the annotation of a GenBank genome assembly.